ACCAUUGUAGUUGUUGUUCGUUUUUACGUGAUAAUACAUAAUGGCAAGAGAGUGAUAUCGAUACAUAUUGGCACGUAUGUCUCUUGCUAUGUAAUUUCAUAUUCGCAGCACAUCCAGGACUAAAUUUCAAAUGAUGUUAAGAACAUGCCUAAAACAUGCCUAAAACAUGCCAUCUUCCGUUUCAGGACAAACAGCAAAUAUUGCAUUUCAUUCUUCAAUGAGAUCCAACGGUUGCUUUCAUGUGCACGAGCCGUAUAUAUUUGAUGAAAAAGAAAUCGAUGUGGGUAACGGAUAUAACGUCCAUGACGGUAUUUAUGUAGUUCCAGUAUCCGGUACCUACGUUUUCACGUUUACGAUCGCCGCACCAGAAGAUUAUUACAUUCACCCAGAAAUUGUUGUCAAUGGAGCGGCCAAAGACUCUUCAAUUUCCGACUCUGGUGACAGUUCGGACAUUCAUCCAGUGACAGUUCUGGUUGUGGUGAGAGUAAAAGCUGGAGAUCACGUGUUCGUUCGGACGGAACACUCCAAUACCUGCACGGUGAUGAGUGAUGUAACACAUGGCAAGUCUACAUUUUCUGGGUGGUUGCUUUUUUGAGAUAUUGUAUGCUUACAAAAUAAAGCGGUGCACUCUACUGGUUCAAUAUAUUUUGAGGAAA
Molecule: messenger RNA, 656 nt
Organism: Mercenaria mercenaria
Lineage: Eukaryota; Metazoa; Mollusca; Bivalvia; Venerida; Veneridae
Product: C1q-related factor-like
Exons: 1
Coding region: 167-595 (142 amino acids)
Molecular function (GO): protein binding
Source: RefSeq, a predicted model, not a curated record